Porites evermanni is the source of this 1398-nucleotide messenger RNA. The record is from the annotation of a GenBank genome assembly. NCBI's taxonomy places the organism in Eukaryota, Metazoa, Cnidaria, Anthozoa, Scleractinia, Poritidae.
GGCUGCGAUACCGACAACUUAAUAAUACAAAACGGAGACGCUGUUCGUUUCAGAAACACCCCUCUCUGAUCCAAAACUGACAACGAGCUGCAAGCAUGAAAGUCAUUUGCGCAGGACUUUCAAGAACAGGAACUACAUCCAUGGCAAGGGCUUUAGAGAUACUGGGUUUUAAAGUCUACGAUUACAAAGACCAUGCAGAGUUCCAUGGCCAAGAAUGGCUUGCUGUCUACUUGAAAGGCAAAAACCCUGAUUUUGCCUCCAUGUAUAAAGAUGUUGAUGCGGUAACCGACCUUCCACCGGCCUUUUGGUUUCAAGAAAUGUCAGAAUCUUUCCCGGACGCAAAGGUGAUUCUGACUGUUCGAGACAGCGAGGAAGUCUGGCUGAAAAGCUACACAAAAUUAAACGAUACGUUGAGAAAUUUAAACGGGAGUGGAUUCUUUACUAAGCUGUUUAUCAAGAGAUGGUCUCGACACUCCAUGUAUUACAUGCUGGCCGAUGUUGUGGAUACUGCAGCGAUGGGUAGCUUAAAAACAGAGUCUGCCCUUUUGUUUAGGAAAAAAUAUCGCGAGCACAAUGAACGAGUUCAGGCCGUCAUUCCUAAGGAGCGACUUUUGGUGUACAACCUGAAACAAGGCUGGGAACCUUUGUGUAAGUUUCUUGGAUGUGAAAUUCCACAGGAAGACUUUCCUUGGGUGAAUGCAGGACAAAGCCUUCUCUUGGCUCAACUGGCGAAACGAAGACAAGAAUUUGCAAUUAAAUCCUUGUUUAUUAGUUUGUUUGUUAUUCUGCUUGCGAUCUGCUAUAAUAUAUACUUUUGAUUUUCUAGCAUGUAUCCGAACUAUUUUAUAGUAAGGGAUUUCGCCUCUGACAUUAAGAAUGGAGGACGAACUGGUGUUUAAAACAGGACAAGUGUCGGUUUUUACUCAGGUGCCGGGCUGGUUCCCCCGCAGCCGUUUUUGCCUCGGGAGGAGCGUUGCGUGACGAGACAUAAACGACUGCGAGGGGGACUAGUGCCGGGCUUACGCCCGAAAUACUGGUUACUGUUGCGUAACGGUCGAAAUAUCAAAUACCGUAGACUGCGCGCCGCGCCUUGGGCUUACACAUCUUCGUUAUGGGUUUUAGGCAAUAGGAAGGCUUAUAAACGGAGGGGCUUGUAUCCGAGGAGGCUUAUAACCAGAAUAAAAAGCCCUUCGAAACAAGCUGUAGCAAUGCUUAUCAAAAUUCGUUCAGCAUCUACUCGUUAUUAUUAUAAUUAAGCUUCCAUACUUCAUAAUGAUAAAAUCGAAUUCAUACAAUUGGAAAGGGGCUUGUAUCUGGGAGGACGGGGGUAUAAUCGGAUAUAUUUUUUCGUUUACAGAGGGUUCUUAUAAGAGGCAGUUUGCGGUGUUGUGUAGGGAU